UGCUCCUUGGAUUGCCCCAGAGGAAGGCUUUCCCAUGAAAGUGUCCCUCGGUAACGGAGAAAUGGGCUUCUCCUCCCACCUGCAGCCGUGCAAGGCUGGCACCACGCGCUUCUUUACCAGCAAUACUCACAGCUCGGUGGUCUUGCAAGGCUUUGACCAGCUUCGACUCGAAGGCUUGCUCUGCGACGUGACCCUGGUGCCCGGGGAUGGAGAGGAGAUCUUCCCAGUGCACCGAGCCAUGAUGGCGUCUGCCAGUGAUUAUUUUAAGGCCAUGUUCACAGGGGGCAUGAAAGAGCAAGAUCUGAUGUGCAUUAAGCUCCACGGGGUGAACAAGGUUGGCCUGAAGAAAAUCAUCGAUUUUAUUUAUACUGCUAAGCUGUCUCUCAAUAUGGACAAUCUUCAGGACACUCUGGAAGCCGCCAGCUUUUUGCAGAUUUUGCCUGUCUUGGACUUCUGCAAAGUCUUUCUGAUCUCAGGAGUCUCUCUAGAGAACUGUGUUGAAGUUGGACGAAUCGCCAACACCUAUAACCUUAUUGAAGUGGAUAAAUACGUCAACAGUUUUAUCCUGAAGAAUUUUCCUGCGUUGUUGAGCACCGGGGAGUUUCUGAAACUCCCUUUUGAACGGCUUGCCUUUGUGCUUUCCAGUAAUAGUCUGAAGCACUGCAGUGAACUUGAACUCUUUAAGGCUGCCUGUCGCUGGCUGAGGCUGGAAGACCCCAGGAUGGAUUAUGCAGCGAAAUUAAUGAAGAAUAUUCGAUUCCCGCUAAUGACACCACAGGACCUCAUCAAUUAUGUGCAGACAGUAGAUUUCAUGCGAACGGACAAUACCUGUGUGAAUUUGCUUUUGGAAGCUAGCAAUUACCAAAUGAUGCCAUAUAUGCAGCCCGUGAUGCAGUCAGACAGAACUGCAAUUCGAUCUGACUCAACACACUUGGUUACAUUAGGAGGAGUCUUGAGACAGCAGCUUGUUGUCAGUAAAGAAUUAAGGAUGUACGAUGAGAGGGCACGGGAGUGGAGAUCUUUAGCCCCCAUGGAUGCCCCUCGUUACCAGCAUGGCAUUGCUGUUAUUGGAAACUUCCUUUAUGUAGUUGGUGGUCAAAGUAAUUACGAUACCAAAGGAAAGACUGCUGUGGAUACCGUUUUCAGAUUUGAUCCUCGGUAUAAUAAAUGGAUGCAGGUUGCAUCAUUAAAUGAGAAGCGCACAUUCUUCCAUUUGAGUGCCCUCAAAGGACAUUUGUAUGCAGUUGGUGGACGAAGUGCAGCUGGGGAACUGGCCACUGUUGAAUGUUACAACCCAAGAAUGAAUGAAUGGAGCUUUGUUGCAAAAAUGAGUGAGCCCCACUAUGGCCAUGCCGGAACAGUGUAUGGGGGAUUAAUGUAUAUUUCAGGAGGAAUUACUCACGAUACUUUCCAAAAUGAGCUCAUGUGUUUUGACCCAGACACAGACAAAUGGACACAGAAGGCUCCAAUGACUACAGUCAGAGGGCUGCAUUGUAUGUGCACAGUUGGAGACAAGCUCUAUGUCAUUGGUGGCAAUCACUUCAGAGGCACAAGUGAUUAUGAUGAUGUUCUAAGCUGUGAAUACUAUUCACCAACUCUUGACCAGUGGACACCAAUCGCUGCUAUGCUACGAGGUCAAAGUGAUGUUGGAGUUGCUGUGUUUGAGAAUAAGAUCUAUGUUGUAGGUGGAUAUUCUUGGAAUAAUCGUUGUAUGGUAGAAAUUGUCCAGAAAUAUGACCCAGAGAAGGAUGAGUGGCAUAAAGUUUUUGACCUUCCAGAAUCACUUGGUGGCAUUCGAGCUUGUACUCUCACAGUUUUUCCACCUGAAGAAAACCCUGCAUCACCCUCUAGAGAAUCACCACUUUCUGCACCAUCAGAUCACUCUUAAAACUGAAUUGUAUAAUGAUCGCGGUGCAGUAUGGAUGAUCUCAAACUUUUUCUUGAAUUAGAUUUAGAAUGGUUAUUAGCUGUUAUUAGAUAAAAAGGAAGCAUGUGUGUUUAUUAAAGGUUAAAUACAUUCUGAAAAUGUACUGAAUAUUACCAACCAGCUGUUAUGAAAAAUGUAAAAAAAAAAAAAGUAGGAAAAUGUUAGGUGUCUUUUUUGUGGUAUUGUGUCAAAUUGUAGUUAAUUGCUAUAAAUGUCUAGUUAUGGUCAUUGUGCUUCAGAGUUUGGAGUUUUUAUCUUUGACUGUAAAAUCAAAGGAAGACUGCUUCAACUUAAAAAGUAAGCAAAAG
Molecule: messenger RNA, 2235 nt
Organism: Suncus etruscus (white-toothed pygmy shrew)
Lineage: Eukaryota; Metazoa; Chordata; Mammalia; Eulipotyphla; Soricidae
Gene: KLHL9
Product: kelch like family member 9
Exons: 1
Coding region: 35-1888 (617 amino acids)
Biological process (GO): regulation of cytokinesis; protein ubiquitination
Cellular component (GO): Cul3-RING ubiquitin ligase complex
Molecular function (GO): cullin family protein binding; ubiquitin-protein transferase activity
Source: RefSeq, a predicted model, not a curated record